This is a messenger RNA of Capsicum annuum, 1244 nucleotides long. Its product is annotated as calmodulin-7-like. NCBI's taxonomy places the organism in Eukaryota, Viridiplantae, Streptophyta, Magnoliopsida, Solanales, Solanaceae. The transcript is spliced from 3 exons. The record is from RefSeq and is a predicted model, not a curated record. Bases 479 to 1024 code for a protein of 181 amino acids. Gene Ontology annotation, molecular function: enzyme regulator activity; calcium ion binding.
GAUAAUGACACAUUUUACGCUUGCUGUCUUGUUACACCAAUUACACCCCUUACUUUUUAUAUAUAAUAUUACGAGAAUUAUCCACAUUUCUCACAUCUCAAUACUUUGUUUAUUACUUAACCAUAUAUCUUACAUUCUCUAUCUUGUCACGUUAAUCCCACGUCUUGUGUUCUUAGUGCAAUAAUAUUAUGAAUUAUGAUAUCAUCAUUUAACUAAAAUAACUAUUAUGAUACUAAUACAAAAUUUUGAAUCAAUAUUUUGCUCGUUUUAGAUUUCUUUUCUCAGAUAUUGUUCAAUCCCAAACAAUUUGGCUUCAUUACAACCAUUAAUAAAAACCAACCCUUCAUUUUAUCUUCUUUUACUAAAAAUAGAAAAGAAGUUUCAUUUUCUUGUUCCUCCUCUUGUUUGUCCCAACAUUCCUCUUUCCUAAAUCUGCAACAUCUUUCCCCUUUCAAACAUCUCCUCUCCCAAAAGAGAAAUGGCGGAGCAGCUGACUGAUGAUCAGAUCUCUGAGUUCAAAGAAGCCUUCAGUCUCUUUGAUAAAGAUGGAGAUGGUUGCAUCACAACUAAGGAACUUGGAACUGUUAUGCGGUCUUUGGGGCAGAACCCAACCGAGGCUGAGCUUCAAGACAUGAUCAAUGAAGUUGAUGCUGAUGGAAAUGGGACCAUUGAUUUCCCAGAGUUCCUUAACCUGAUGGCUCGCAAGAUGAAGGACACUGAUUCCGAGGAGGAGCUCAAGGAAGCUUUCAGAGUGUUUGACAAGGAUCAGAAUGGAUUCAUCUCCGCAGCUGAGCUUCGUCAUGUCAUGACAAACCUAGGAGAGAAGCUUACAGAUGAAGAGGUUGAUGAGAUGAUUCGUGAAGCUGAUGUGGAUGGCGAUGGGCAGAUCAACUACGAGGAGUUCGUCAAGGUUAUGAUGGCCAAAAAAGGAAUAUGGGCUGCAGACACUCCACGAUACAGCAAAAAAGAGAGGAGUAUCAGUAGAAGUAGUGGAGUGAAAAAAUGGUUAUGUUGUUGUCGCUAGUAAUUAUAAAAUGAAGGGGGAAGAUUAUGCUCCGUCGUCUAUUGGGAGAAAAUAUUUACGCCACGUAAUCCAAUAUAAAUAUUAUAUGAUGCUAUGUUCGGUUUAGCCCAUAUUUGUGUAUAGACACUUUUUAUAUACUGUUAUACGCUUUUAUACAAGAUUGAUGUAUCAUGUACAAUGCUUUCCCAUAUAUAAAUAUUGCAUAGUGUUGUAUAUAGCA